CCGUGGACGUUACCGUAGAUAAUUAAAUCCCUCUCCACAGGUAACAAAGGCCUGCUCUUUUCGCUUGCUUCUCACGAAUCCGGCACUACAAUUUUUUAUGCUUUCUCAGAGGGAAAAGGAGUCGAGUACUGCAGAUGAACAAUUUUUCUCCGAGAGAAACAAAGUUUUUACUGUAAUCAGAAUUUUUUAGAGAGAGGGAGGGAUGAAGAUCACGGCGUUGCUGGUGUUGAGGUGCAAGCCGGAUGGAUCGGAUCCGAUAAUUCUCGCUAACGCAUCGGAUGUCUCGCAUUUCGGGUACUUCCAGCGCUCCAGCGUCAAAGAGUUCGUCGUCUUCGUUGGUCGGACCGUCGCCAAACGGACCCCGCCCAGCCAGCGCCAGUCCGUCCAACAUGAAGAGUACAAGGUGCAUGCUUACAAUAGCAAUGGCCUCUGUGCCGUGGGAUUUAUGGAUGAUCACUAUCCAGUUCGAAGCGCGUUUUCUGUUCUCAACCAGGUGCUAGAUGAGUAUCAGAAGAAUUUUGGUGACUCAUGGAAAGCAAUUCAAUCAGAUAGCACUCAACCAUGGCCUUACUUGAAUGAAUCUCUCGCCAAAUUUCAGGACCCUGCAGAGGCUGACAAGCUACUGAAAAUUCAGAGGGAAUUGGAUGAAACAAAAAUUAUUCUUCAUAAAACUAUUGACAGUGUUCUUGCUCGAGGGGAGAAGCUGGAUAGUUUAGUUGAGAAAAGUUCUGAUCUGAGUGCAGCAUCACAGAUGUUCUACAAGCAGGCAAAGAAAACCAAUCAGUGCUGUACUAUACUGUAAGCUUUUGCCCCGCGAUGUUGUACGAUCGUUCUAGAGUGGAACCCUGCAGGCUUGGCUCGAUUGACAAAAUGGUGAUGUAUAUGUUCAUAUCAAAUACCAAUUGUUUGAUUGGAAAUUUGUGUUUUGUUCCUUCUGGAUAUAUUUAACACUGAAUGUUCGACAAAAAGAUUUUCCUAUCACAAUCACUUCUGUACCGAAUGUUUAGAAUUGGGACUCUUAGUUUUCAUGUUUUCGGAUUGUACAAGACCA
Molecule: messenger RNA, 1051 nt
Organism: Carica papaya (papaya)
Lineage: Eukaryota; Viridiplantae; Streptophyta; Magnoliopsida; Brassicales; Caricaceae
Gene: YKT61
Product: SNARE-like superfamily protein
Biological process (GO): endoplasmic reticulum to Golgi vesicle-mediated transport
Cellular component (GO): Golgi apparatus; membrane
Molecular function (GO): SNAP receptor activity
Source: RefSeq, a predicted model, not a curated record